Molecule: messenger RNA, 1348 nt
Organism: Gekko japonicus
Lineage: Eukaryota; Metazoa; Chordata; Lepidosauria; Squamata; Gekkonidae
Gene: GDF6
Product: growth differentiation factor 6
Exons: 4
Coding region: 1-1332 (443 amino acids)
Biological process (GO): SMAD protein signal transduction; BMP signaling pathway
Cellular component (GO): extracellular region
Molecular function (GO): growth factor activity; cytokine activity
Source: RefSeq, a predicted model, not a curated record
AUGACCCCGCUGAACUAUUUUAUCCGAGAAAACAGGCUCUGGCCGUACCUGGUUGCAGCCAAAAGGACCCAUAAAUGCAACCGAUUUCGAAGACGGUAUUCCGGGUCCUCUCCUCAGUACAUUGACUCGGGAGCCGCUUCCUCUAAAGCCGGUCUCAGACCCAGUGUGUUUCGGAUGAAGGGGCCACCCGUCGGUCAAGAAGGGAGCCAGCGGCAGCGAGCCUCCAGCGAGGCUGCCCGAGGUUAUCCCUGGAUUCUCUGCUACGCGCGUCCUUUCAGGCGCCAGGAGCGAAUUGCGUCCAUGGAUGGCGACCACGGGCCAACGCAGUCCGACUGGCAGAAUGGUGGUUUCGGGCGGACGGGCCGGGGGGGGCGGGGGCCUAUUUGUGCCUAUUGGCAGCCAACUGGAAACGAUCUCUCGGCCAGCGCUUUAAGGAGACAGAAAUAUUUGUUUGAUGUAUCGACUCUCUCAGACAAAGAGGAGCUGGUGGGAGCUGAACUGCGGCUCUUUCGGAGAGCCCCCGGCGAUUAUUUCUCCAAGGCUCAGACAGGCCUGGCCCAUUUGCAGCUCUCGGCCUGCUACUCGAGCCGCCUUCUGGACUCCAGGACCCUGGACUUGCGGGAGGCGCCGGGCCAGGCCGGGGGCACCUGGGAAGUGUUUGACGUGUGGCAGGCCUUGCUGCACCACCGGCCUUGGAAGCAGCAGCAGCAGCAACACCGCCGCCCCUUGUGCUUGGAGCUGCGAGCCGUUGAGGGGCCUCGAACUCCCCAGCAGCAGGCACUGGACCUGCGCGGCCUGGGCCUGGGGCGAAGCGCGCGGGCCCAGCAGGAGAAAGCGCUGCUGGUGGUUUUCACCAAAUCGAGGCGGAAGAACCUCUUCGCGGAAUUACGCGAAGAGAGCGCGCAUGCGCCCCAUCUGGACUUGCAGCCCGCCGCCCGGCUGCGGUUCACGACGCGUCGCCAAAGGCGCACGGCUUACAACAACCGCCACGGCAAGCGGCACGGCAAGAAAGCCCGGCUGCGCUGCAGCAAAAAGGCCCUGCACGUGAAUUUCAAGGAGCUGGGCUGGGACGACUGGAUUAUUGCCCCUCUGGAGUACGAGGCCUACCACUGCGAGGGCGUGUGCGACUUCCCCUUGCGCUCGCACCUGGAGCCCACAAACCAUGCCAUCAUCCAGACGCUCAUGAACUCCAUGGACCCGGGCUCCACCCCGCCCAGCUGCUGCGUGCCCACCAAGCUGACGCCCAUCAGCAUCCUCUACACGGACGCCGGCAACAAUGUCGUCUACAAGCAGUACGAGGAUAUGGUGGUGGAGUCCUGCGGCUGCAGGUAGCGCCGCCCGCGUCUGU